GCCUGUUUAUUUGAAUCUGAGAGGUGGUGUUUGGAACCCGGAGGAUUUGGGACCCCGGAGUGUAUGAGAACAUGUGCAGUAAUGUCAUCUCAAAAGAAAGUUAACUCUUGGGCACGAAAGAGGACUUCACAGGAUAGUAGUAGCUAUCAGACUAGACUCUCAGCCUGGAGAGUAAAAGAGGACCUAAAUGACUCAAAGAGCAUCUCAGAAUGUGGACAGAACAAUACUGUGGAAGAUUGUGAAGGUGCUGAUGGUCAAACAGAAAACGCUCUGCAGAUAGCAUUGAGAUACUUUGAGAAAGGUCCCAUUAAAACUUCACAGAAUAAAGAGAAACACUUGAAAACUGUGGAAAACGUGGCAUGGAAGAAUGGGUUAGCUCCAGAAGGAAUUGACAUUCUAUUAAGUGUGGCACUCAGUGGCAAAUUUGGGAGUGCUGUAAGCACUCGGAUAUUCAAGUGUAUGAUUCCAGCAACUCUAAUAUCAGAAGAUUCUGUGGUUAAGGCGGUCUCCUGGCUUUGUGCUGGCAAGUGUUCUGGUAGCACCAAGGUGCUUUUUUAUCGUUGGCUGGUUGCAAUGUUUGACUUCAUUGAUCACAAGGAGCAAAUUAACUUGCUCUAUGGCUUCUUUUUUGCUUCAUUGCAAGAUGAUGCACUGUGCCCUUAUGUCUGCCAUUUGUUAUAUUUACUUACCAAAAAAGAGAAUGUCAAACCAUUUCGUGUGAGAAAACUGCUUGAUCUUCAGGCCAAAAUGGGAAUGCAGCCUCAUCUCCAGGCUUUGUUGUCACUGUAUAAAUUCUUUGUUCCUACUUUGAUUUCUGUAUCUUUGCCUAUGAAAAAGAAGAUUUAUUUUAAGAAUUCAGAGAAUCUGUGGCAGACCGCUCUACUUGCUCUGAGGUCAAGGAAUCAAGGAUUUCCUUCAGAACCUCUAAAGUUGAUGUUAGCUAAUGUCUAUCCUAUAAAAAGAAAAUGGAAUUCUCACUCAAUUAUACCAGUGCUAAAUUCCUGUAACUACAGUAAAGAAAGUAGAAAAAAAAGGAUGAAUCUUUCUGAUUACUUCAGUAGCAAUGGAUCAUUUCCACUGGAACAGCUUAAAAGCUUCCCUCAACUCUUACAGAACAUUCAUUGCUUAGAGCUGCCUUCUCAGAUGGGCGCAGUACUGAACAGCUCUCUGCUACUUCACUAUAUUAACUGUGUCAGAGAUGAGUCGCUCUUACUGAGGCUCUAUCACUGGUUGAGUCAAACAUUACAAGAAGAGUGUAUUUGGUACAAGGUGAAUAAUUAUGAUCAUGGAAAAGAAUUUGCCAACUUCCUGGACACUAUCCUCAGGGCAGAAUGCUUCUUACAAGAGGGGUUUUAUUCCUGUGAAGCAUUCCUGUAUAAGAGCCUUCCUCUCUGGGAUGGCCUCUGUUGUCGAUCACAGUUCCUUCAACUUGUGAGCUGGAUUCCUUUUAGUAGCUUCUCUGAGGUGAAGCCACUUCUUUUUGACCAUCUUUCACGGCUUUUCUUUACAUCAUCUAUUUUUUUCAAGUGUAGUGUUCUUCAGUGUCUGAAAGAACUACUGCAGAAUUGGCUGCUGUGGCUUUCUAUGGACGUCCACGUGAAAUCUGUGAGGAACAGUCCUCUAGAGACAACUUUAGGUGGAUCCAUGAACUCUGUGUCUGAACUGAUUCACUACGUAGGAUGGCUGUCCACUACUGCAGUUCGCUUGGAAAGCAACCGUACUUUCUUGCUGCACUUUAUUUUGGAUUUCUAUGAGAAGGUGUGUGACAUAUAUAUAAAUUACAACCUUCCAUUAGUGGUUUUGUUUCCUCCUGGGGUCUUCUAUCCUGUACUCCUCAGCCUGGAUUCCAGUAUCCUGAAUCAACUCUGUUACAUUAUGGACAGGUAUCAUAAAAAUUUGACUGCUGCAAAGAAAAAUGAGUUUGUACACAAGACAAAAUCAGAGUUCAGCUUCAGCAGCAAGACCUAUCAAGAAUUUAAUCAGUAUUUGACAGCCAUGGUUGGUUGUCUGUGGACAUCCAAACCCUUCCAGAAAGGAUUAUAUAUUGACCCUGAAGUCUUAGGAAAUGCUUCAGUAGCAGAGUAUAAAAAAAGUUUAAAUUUAGUCCAUCAUCCUGCUUUUUUGAGUUAUACUGUUUCCUUUCUGCUACAGGAAUGCCCAGAAGAAAGGAAAGUAAACAUGAGCUCUAUUCGGGGGAAGAAAUGGAACUGGUAUUUGGACUAUUUAUUUUCAGAGGGGUUACACGGCUUGAAACACUUCAUAAGAAGUAGUAUUCAUCGUUCUUCUGUCCCCUGAGCAGAGAGCAUAAACCACCUGAUCAACAUUUUUUUUAAUGUUUCAUGUCAUGGAUAUUUUUAAAAGGCUGCUGUUAGCAGUCAUGUAAUAGAACAGACGUGGGGUUGGGGUCAAGCCAACCUAGGUUUGAAUCUUAUAUAUGCCACUCACUAGUUUUGAGACUGUGUUCUGAGUUUUUUUUUGUUUAGUGCCUUAAAAUAAUAGCAAUCAUUUUUUAUUAAUAUUUCUAUUUCUAGGAGGCAGGAAUUUGGGGAGAGCUUCAACUGGGUGAUUCUGCCUCAGGGUCUCUCCCAAACUUGUCGUCGGGUGGAUGGAGAGCUAGAACUCUGGAGGCUGGCUGAGUUAAUCUCCCCCUCUUCUUAGAGUCUCAAGGCUUCUUCUUCAUGUGGUCUUUCCAUGUGGCUCACUUGGGCUUCCUUACAGCAUGGUGGCCUCAGGACAACUGGAUGCUUCUGUGGUGGCUUGGGGCUCCAGGCAGGCAGAUGUCUCAGGGACAAGAAACAUCACCUUUUCUGAUGCAGCCUUGGAGGUCAUGCACUCUCAGUUCCUUCAUACUCUCUUGGUCACAAGCAAAUCACAUACUUCCCCGAGUUCAAGGGGAGGGGUAUUAGACUCCACCUCAUGAUGGGAAAUGGCAGAGUUCUUGAGUAGAGUUGGCAAAUUAUGACCCUUGGAUGAAAUCAGGCUCCCUCUCCAGGGCAGUCGCGUCUGGGCAUUUACGUCUUGUCUCUGGCUUUGCCACAACGGAAAAGUUUCCUGACCCCUAUUCUAGAAGACCAUGUUGGAUGAGUGAUACUAUUUUAGCCACCAUUGGCUUCAGGCAGGUUACAAGCCUCUGAAAUUUACCACGGUCUCCAAAUCUGGCACCAGACUAGAUAACUGAGACAUCUGGUUGCCAUGGAGAUGGCAUCUUUGGACCAUGUGUGUACAAGUGUAGCUUCAGAGUUUCUCAGGCCUUUUGCACAGGAGCAGAGGUACACCCAGCUUACUAGCUGCUCGUUCUUUGCUGUGGCUGCCAUCAGCUUUUGUAAAACUGAGAACAGGAUGAGUAUAGCCUUUGACUUUUCAUGUAGCAAACUGUUUGCAGGAGUUAACUGCUUUACAAAGUUGGCAACCACUUUUAGAAUCCCCAAUUGCUAGUUCAGGAGGAGAGUGGGCAUUGCUUAUGCACUUCUUAUAAAAAUGAAAAUCCAUGAAUUUUAUGAUUUAUGCUGUCUGACAGCAUUGAGUCAAAGGGGCUUUUUUUCCUUCUUCCACCUGAUCAACAUUAAAUGAAUGUUGACAGAAGCAAA
Messenger RNA from Capra hircus (goat), 3587 nucleotides. RefSeq names its product centromere protein I (gene CENPI). Bases 64 to 2295 code for a protein of 743 amino acids. The transcript has 21 exons. Gene Ontology annotation, cellular component: kinetochore. NCBI's taxonomy places the organism in Eukaryota, Metazoa, Chordata, Mammalia, Artiodactyla, Bovidae. The record is from RefSeq and is a predicted model, not a curated record.